CAACGACCAAGCGCUCGCCCGCCGUAGCAUGCCACAAGGCCAUCGUGGCCAUGGCCGUCAUCGUCAUCGGCGACGCUCGAAAGCAAAGCCGAGCGGAUUUUGCCUCGUACGUGCGCUUCGCUGCUCUUUGGCGGAGAGUGCGCACCUGGCGACGAUCGCUCGAGUAUACCGAGGAGGACCUCGUGCAACUGGCUCGUAGCGGCGUGAAUCUACCCAAGCAUAUCGCCAUUACGCUACAUGCGAGAUCAUCUUCGCACUUCGAUAUGGUUAACAGGAAGAGAGCGCUCCGCGCCUUUGUCCAGCUAGCAGGGCUUGUGGGCGUCGCGGACGUCUCUAUAUGGGACGAGGAUGGGCUGUGGCAGGAAGACAGCGUAGACACAGCAUACAAAGAUGAGAGCGAGCGCUCCUCACCCUCGGUCCACAUCCUCACCCCGGCAACACACGGGCGGCAAGCAUUCGCCUCCCUCUCCAAGUGCAUAGAUGGCCCCAUCUCCCCAGCAAAGCUGGACGCGAAGCUACGGCGGUCACAAGGAUCCUGCUCCUCGCCGUCCCUUUUCUCACUGGCAGCCACUGAGCCGGACCUCCUCCUUGUCCUCGGCGGCCACUGGACCUCUCGCCUCUCCCUGGGCAGCCAAUACCCUCGCUGGGACCUGAGGCUAACGGAGCUCUUUCACCGAACUGAGGACGAAUACAGACCAGGAAGAUCAAAGGAGCUCAGCAUAUUUGCAGAAGCGUUGUCGCAGUUCCAGAGGGCGGAGCAGCGCUACGGCAAGUGAGCAAGACGACUCCCAGGAGCGCAAGGACCCUCAUUCCAUCCACUCGCAUAUCGCACCAAUUGUCCCCUCUCUUCGUAUCGCAGCUGCAAUUUUGUAUUCAUACAAGCCAGGCCACAUUGCCGGCGUCGUCUCGUCUACUCCUUCUUGAAGCUCAUGUUCCUCGUCGCGCUCGGCAGUGACGCAACCAUUCCGUCCA
This is a messenger RNA of Jaminaea rosea, 972 nucleotides long. RefSeq lists its product as hypothetical. The coding region runs from base 51 to 776 and encodes 241 amino acids. Gene Ontology annotation, molecular function: ditrans,polycis-polyprenyl diphosphate synthase [(2E,6E)-farnesyl diphosphate specific] activity. NCBI's taxonomy places the organism in Eukaryota, Fungi, Basidiomycota, Exobasidiomycetes, Microstromatales. The transcript is spliced from 2 exons. The record is from RefSeq and is a predicted model, not a curated record. Gene Ontology annotation, cellular component: dehydrodolichyl diphosphate synthase complex; endoplasmic reticulum membrane.